Molecule: messenger RNA, 1160 nt
Organism: Micropterus dolomieu (smallmouth bass)
Lineage: Eukaryota; Metazoa; Chordata; Actinopteri; Centrarchiformes; Centrarchidae
Exons: 2
Coding region: 17-904 (295 amino acids)
Source: RefSeq, a predicted model, not a curated record
UCGUUCAGGGCAAACAAUGGCAUUAGCCUGGAUGCUAUCGGUAUUAGCAAUCGUUUUCUUUCUUUUUGGCACUUGCGUUAAAGGAAAAUUAGUCUCUGCAAAUCCGGAAAAGUCCGCUAAUUUGACCGCUAUUGAGAAAUGCACAGAUGGCGAGGAAUUCAGACUGAUGACACAUGACAUGACUCUAACUGUGGCGAGUCUUGUUGGAGGGGUUUGGACGCCAGAAAGUGGUUACAACGGCAGGAUAAAACACCACUCAGAGUUGAGCGUCAUCUUAACUCCUGUAAACUACAAUGACAACGGACUCUAUGAGUUCACCUGCGGCAGCCGCGUUGUUACGGUCAUCGAGCUGGAGGUCAUUACAACCUGUGACGUUUCUGUGACAGAGGGAGACACAGUCACGCUUCCCUGCCAUUCAUUUACUGCAGGUGGAUCUGCGAAGGUUAUAAGAUGGGAAAAAGACGGAGAGCUUGUGAUUGAGCUGGACCCCUCCUCUGAGGAGAUCAGAUAUGCGGCUAAAUUUGAGAGAAGAGUGUCUGUGUCACCUGAUUGGCAUUUAAAGGGGGACACCUCGCUGACUUUUGAGCGGGUUGAGUCUGAUGACCAAGGAGAUUUCGUCUGCCACGCCCAAGAUAAAGAUGGAAAGAGAAAGCCUGUUGCUGUGAGAAUGAGGGUUAAGAAGUGUAACCUGGAUCAGACCACCUCCAAACCACCGCCUUUAUCUCUGACACAAAACAAGAUGGGAGAUUGGUCCAUUGCCAUUCUCGCAGUGGUGUGUUUGAUUGUAGGCAUACUUUUAGAUGCUGGGUUUCGUUGGUUGCUAAACUACUGCAGAUCAAAUAGACCCGCAAAAGAUGUGGAGAUGGACCCUCGCCCUGUUGGUUUGCUGAACGCAAAAAGUUAAUUUGCAUUUUAAAGUGUUACAACCAAUGAAUAGCCUAUUGGUUGUGCCUCCUGUAUUUUUUCCUACUUGUUUACUUUGUUUAGCUGUGUUGCCAUUUUUUUCUGAAGUCUGUGUGAGUAUCUUCUUUACCAAAAAAGCACAUUCUGGAUUUUGAAAUGUGAUCAUCUUUUGUUCACGAUUUCUUGUGUCUUCUGUGAGGUGGAGUGAAGGAGCCGAGGGUCUCACCUGUUUACAGAACAACUAACAAAAAAAUGAA